UGAGAGAGGUCUGUUCACGGAGGACUAGUUGAUAAUACAGCGUGAUCUCGCUUUUUCUGCGGGAGAAUCUCUUUGACAAGCAACUGAGAGUGACGCUUCUAUAAGAAUCAUUAUCAUAAUGGCCGUGAUGAAUAAUGCCUCCACCGAUAAGUUGGUGCUUCAGAAGUACCUUGACCUUGACCUCGGCACAGAACAAGUGAUGGCCGAGUACAUCUGGAUAGACGGUACUAGUGAGGGUAUACGAAGCAAGUGUAGAACCUUGGAGACGGAACCAAAGGACCCCAAAGAUUGCCCCAUUUGGAAUUAUGAUGGGUCAAGUACAUACCAGGCCGAGGGCUCCAACUCCGACAUGUACCUCCACCCCGUCAGUAUAUUCAGAGAUCCUUUUAGAGGAGGUAAACACAAGCUGGUCCUGUGUGAAGUCUACAAAUACAACAAAAAACCUGCAGAAACCAACAGACGGGCAGCCUGUAAUACGGUGAUGGAGAAGGCCAGGGCAUCUAUUCCAUGGUUUGGUAUUGAACAAGAGUACACACUGUUGGACCUGGACGGUCAUCCCUUCGGCUGGCCCAAGAAUGGAUUCCCAGGACCCCAGGGACCUUACUACUGUGGAGUAGGUGCCAACAAGGUGUACGGCCGCGACAUCAUCGAGGCCCACUACCGUGCUUGUCUGUACGCUGGGGUCAAGAUUGCUGGCUGUAACGCAGAGGUCAUGCCAGCUCAGUGGGAGUUCCAGGUCGGCCCCUGUGAAGGUAUACAGAUGGGUGACCACCUAUGGAUGGGACGCUACCUGUUGCAUCGUGUAGCUGAAGAUUUUGGCGUUGUUGUGACCCUAGACCCCAAACCUAUUGAGGGUGAUUGGAAUGGUGCUGGCGCUCACUGUAACUACAGCACCCUGGAAAUGAGGGAGAGUGGAGGCAUCAAGGCUAUUGAGGAGAGUAUAGAACUACUAUCCAAACACCAUGUCCGACACAUCAAGGCUUAUGACCCCAAGGAGGGUAAGGACAACGAGAGGCGCUUGACCGGUCACCAUGAGACGUCCAGUAUCCAUGACUUUUCCGCUGGAGUUGCCAACCGUGGUGCCAGUAUCCGUAUUCCGAGACAGGUUGCUGAAGAUGGAUGUGGUUACCUUGAAGACAGACGGCCGUCAUCAAAUUGUGACCCAUAUGCUGUCACAGAAGUCAUCGUCAGAACGACGGUGUUAAAAGAAUAGACUUAUAAAUAAAGUUUAUGAAUGGAAUGAAAUGAACAAUUAUGCGGGUUUGAGAAAAAGAAUGCAAGACUUUGUUGAAAUAGAAUUUUGUGCAAUAACUUUCAUCAAGACAAGAUAAAGAAUACAACAAAUAUGCCUGGUAAAGAUAUCUUACUGUUAACACAGACAUUGACCUUGUUUGAAUUGGCGAUACCAGUAGAAAAAAUGUUCUUUUCUAGCAGAGGAAUGAAUUUGUAGUUCUUCCAUUUUCGUAACAGCUUGAUGAUGUGUGUUGUAUGGGAAUGACAAACUUGAUAGAAGUUGGAAGCAUGUGACAAUACAGUAUGACGACUACAGUGUAAUAUAAAACUAGUUAUAGAUGGUCUUGAGUUAUAGAUGGUCUCCAGUGUGAAUUGCCACUUCAGUGUUUUGCCCACUUGGUCAGUAUGUGAGUUGUCAAACUUUUUAAUUCUGUAGGAUCUACACAAUAAUUUUUAUUGAGGAUAGCUUGCUUUUUGUUAGUUUCUUGUAAACUGUGAAGUAAACAUGUUCAAAUUGGCUAUAAUAUAUGUAGCUAUCACAUUUUGUUACAGUUUCUUGUAAACUGUGAAGUAAACGUGUUCAAAUUGGCUAUAAUAUAUGUAGCUAUCAUAAUUUUAAAAUCAAAAGCCUCAUUUGGCACCUAUUUUUACUCGAGUAUUGGAAUAGUCUGCUAGUAAGGGGAGGUAAGUUAUUGAAUACACUUUAUUGUUCUCACGUGAAUCAAUGAUUUAAAUAACUUCAGUAAAUCCUUGUGUGUAUGAGCAGAAUAUUUGAAAGGAAUAUUGAGUGACAGGAGAAAUGAGUUUGUAAGAGGUUGUGAAUCAAGUAGCCGUUUAUAAAAUUAUGUAGUUUACCACUUCAUAGUGUUCCGCAAAGGUUGAAAGAUAUUUUUGAGAAAACCACAUCCGGGUCAUCUUGAAUGUAAAUGUUUUUAACCUUGAUACGUGGAGAGAAAUGGUUGUAUCGUGUUAGGAUGUGUGAUUAUUAUACCAUUAUUGGACCGACAUGAUCACAUCUAACAACCAAUACCUGUGUGAACUGUUGAAGUCUUAGUAAGACCGGGACACAUAGGAUAUAAUCUGUUUAUUAUUCUGAUACAGAGUGCUUAAGAACCAAUAUCUUCAUAUUCACCAUCAAUACUGUGGAGAGAUGAAGAAGCAUUCUACAUAUAUUUAUGAUCACCAUUAAUCUAGCUGCAAUACCUUGGAGCACACACACUUGUACAUAGUUAUUUUACCAUUAUUUUCCUUAGAAUCUCUUUAACCUGUAAAGGAAACCAUACGAGGAAAUAAAUAUGUUAUACUUUUA
Molecule: messenger RNA, 2542 nt
Organism: Mizuhopecten yessoensis (Yesso scallop)
Lineage: Eukaryota; Metazoa; Mollusca; Bivalvia; Pectinida; Pectinidae
Product: glutamine synthetase-like
Exons: 6
Coding region: 119-1213 (364 amino acids)
Cellular component (GO): cytoplasm
Molecular function (GO): glutamine synthetase activity
Source: RefSeq, a predicted model, not a curated record